CGACCACCAUGACCAGCGUUAUCGGAUUCGACAUUGGCCAGUACGGCAGCAAGAUCGGUGCCGCCCGCAACCGUGGCAUCGACAUCCUCGUCAACGAGGUCUCGAACCGCGCGACGCCGUCGCUCGUCGCGUUCGGCCCGCGCUCGCGCAUGAUUGGCGAGUCGGCCAAGACGCAGGAGACGUCCAACUUCAAGAACACGGUCGGCUCGCUCAAGCGCCUUAUCGGCCGGACAUUCGAGGACUCGGACGUCGAGGUCGAGAAGCAGUUCAUGAACGCCGAGCUCGUCAAGGUCGGCAACACGGUUGGCGUCAACGUCAACUACCUCGGCGAGAAGACGACGUUCUCGGCGACGCAGCUGUACGCCAUGUACCUCGCCAAGCUGCGCGACACGGCGGCGCUCGAGCUCAAGUCGGCCGUCAACGACGUGACGGUCGCCGUCCCCGUGUGGUACACGGAGGCGCAGCGCCGCGCCGUCCUCGACGCCGCCGAGAUUGCCGGCCUCAACUGCCUGCGCCUCAUCAACGACACGACCGCGACCGCGCUCGGGUACGGCAUCACCAAGACGGACCUCCCGACGACCGAGGAGCCGUCCAAGAACAUCGCGUUCGUCGACAUUGGCCACUCGGACUACUCGGUCUCGAUCGUGUCGUUCAACAAGGGCCAGCUCGUCGUCCGCGCGACGGCGUUCGACCGUCACUUUGGUGGCCGCGACUUUGACCUCCUCCUCGUCAAGCACUUUGCCAAGGAGUUCGAGACCAAGUACAAGAUCGACGUCCUGUCGAACAAGAAGGCGACGUUCCGCCUGUCGGCCGCCGUCGAGAAGCUCAAGAAGAUCCUGUCGGCCAACCCGCUCGCGCCCCUCUCGGUCGAGUCGAUCAUGAACGACAUCGACGCGUCGUCGACCAUGGAGCGCGAGCAGUUCGAGGAGCUCAUCGCGCCCCUCCUCGAGCGCGCCACGGCCCCGCUCGAGCAGGCGCUCGCCGCGUCGGGCCUCACCAAGGACGACCUCGAGGCCGUCGAGCUCGUCGGUGGCUCGACCCGCGUCCCGGCGCUCAAGCAGCGCAUCCAGGACUACUUUGGCAAGCCCCUGUCGUUCACCUGCAACCAGGACGAGGCCAUCGCCCGUGGCGCGACGCUCGCGUGCGCCCAGGUGUCGCCCGUCUUCAAGGUCCGCGAGUUCACGACGACCGACGCCCAGCUGUUCCCGAUCAAGCUCGUGUGGGAGGCCUCGGCCGACGCCGCCGCCGACGAGGGCACCGAGAUUGUCGCAUUCGAUGUCGGCAACGCUAUCCCGUCGACCAAGGUCCUGUCGUUCCAGCGCUCCGAGGCGUUCGACCUCGAGGCGCGGUACGCCAACCCGGCCCAGCUCCCCGGCGGCGUCAAUCCGUUCAUCGGCAAGUACACCGUCAAGGGCGUCAAGCCCGCCGCCGAGGGCGGCAAGAGCCAGGUCAAGGUCAAGGCCCGCCUCAACCUGUCGGGCGUCCUCAGCUUCGAGGGCGCGACCCUGAUCGAGCAGGGCCCCGAGGAGGAGGAGGUUGCCGCGCCGGCGCCGAUGGAGACGGACGCCGCCGCCGCCGAGGGCGCCGACGCCGCUGCUGCCGCGCCCGCCGAGCCGGCCAAGAAGGUGCGCAAGACGGUCAAGACGGCGCUCCCGACCACGUCGGCCGGCCUCGGCCUCGACACGUCGCUCGUCAACGACUUCCGCGAGAAGGAGGGCCAGAUGCACUCGGCCGACAAGCUCGUCCUCGAGACCGAGGACCGCAAGAACGCGCUCGAGGAGUACGUGUACGAGAUCCGCGACCGCCUCGAGUCGUCGUGGAAGAAGUUCUCGUCGGACGACGACAAGACCAAGCUGCGCGAGCUCGCGACCCAGGCCGAGGACUGGCUGUACUCGGACGAGGGCGAGGACGCGACCAAGAGCGCCUACGUCGAGCGCCUCUCGGGCCUCAAGGCCCUCGGCGACCCGGUCCACCUGCGCAUGCGCGAGACGGACGACCGCCCGCGCGCCGCCGCCCAGCUGCGCGACCUCCUCAACGAGUACAACACCAAGAUGAGCAACGACGCCGAGGUCGCCCACAUCCCCGAGGACAAGCGCAUGAAGGUCAUCGAGACGGUCGCCAACGCCGAGUCGUGGCUCUCGAACAAGCUCGCGUCGCAGGCCGAGAAGAUGCCGUACGAGAAGCUGUCGCUCACCUCGACCGACAUCCUCAAGCGCAAGGACGAGGUCUUCAACGUGUGCGCCCCAAUCGUCACCAUCCCCAAGCCCAAGGCCAAGGUCGACGAGCCCAAGGUCGACGAGCCCAAGGAGGCGCCCUCGCCCAAGGACACGCCCGAGGCCGAGAUGAAGGACGCCGAAACUGGGGGCGAGCAGGCGCAAACCGGCGACGCAACUAUGGAGGAACUUGACUGAAGGGUUCCCUCCCUGCAUCUCCAUCUUCUGAUGUCUUAUGUAGCGAACGCCGCAGUGCAAAACCACCCCCCAAGCUCUUUAGAAUCUCUCCUCGUUCGCG
This is a messenger RNA of Rhodotorula graminis WP1, 2511 nucleotides long. RefSeq lists its product as uncharacterized. NCBI's taxonomy places the organism in Eukaryota, Fungi, Basidiomycota, Microbotryomycetes, Sporidiobolales, Sporidiobolaceae. Gene Ontology annotation, biological process: protein folding. The transcript has 7 exons. The coding region runs from base 9 to 2411 and encodes 800 amino acids. Gene Ontology annotation, molecular function: ATP-dependent protein folding chaperone; ATP binding. The record is from RefSeq and is a predicted model, not a curated record. Gene Ontology annotation, cellular component: cytosol; nucleus.